CCCCCGGGGGUUAGCAGGGGGCGGUCCUUCGCCCGCGCUGCCGCAGUGUGGCAAGGAGGGGUGGGGACGCGGCGUGACUCGCGGCCGUGCCCCCCACGCCUCCCGCGCCCGGCUCUUUCCGCGCUUUCGGCCCCGGCGUCUGGUCUUCUGGGCCGCCGCGGAAGUGGCUCCUGCCGCGUCCUGUCCCGGGGCUGCGGCCGCCACCACAGUGGCGUCCACAGCGUCUCGUCCCGCCUCGGCGGCGCUGGGCGCCGUGGUGUCGGCGGGUCCCGAGCCCAUGACGGGCCAGGGCCAGGGUCAGGGCCAGGGCCAGGGCCAGGCGGCGUCCGGCGCGCCCGCAUGGAGCGCGCUCUUCCGCCAUGUCCGCUACGAGAGCCUGCUGGCCGGCGUGAGCGGCGGCGUCCUGUCCAACCUAGCGCUGCAUCCCCUGGACCUCGUGAAGAUCCGCUUCGCCGUGAGUGAUGGAUUGGAACUGAGACCGAAGUAUAAAGGGAUCCUCCAUUGCCUGGCCACCAUUUGGAAACUUGACGGACUGCGGGGACUUUAUCAAGGAGUCACUCCAAAUGUGUGGGGCGCAGGUUUAUCCUGGGGACUUUACUUUCUCUUUUACAAUGCCAUUAAAUCAUAUAAGACAGAAGGACGAGCUGAACGGUUAGAGGCAACGCAAUACCUCAUCUCAGCUGCUGAAGCCGGAGCCAUGACCCUCUGCAUCACCAACCCACUGUGGGUAACAAAAACGCGCCUUAUGUUACAGUAUGGUAGCGUUAACUCCACACACCAGCGAUACAAAGGAAUGUUUGACACACUCGUGAAAAUAUAUAAGUAUGAAGGUGUGCGCGGAUUGUAUAAGGGCUUUGUCCCUGGGCUGUGUGGGACGUCCCAUGGAGCCCUUCAGUUCAUGGCCUAUGAGCUGCUGAAGCUGAAGUACAACCAGCACCUCGAUCGGCAGCCGGAAGCCCAGCUGAGCACAGCAGAAUACAUCUCUGUCGCAGCGCUCUCCAAAAUAUUUGCGGUGGCAGCCACAUACCCGUACCAGGUGGUGAGGGCCCGUCUUCAGGAUCAGCACGUGUCCUACGGCGGGGUGGCGGACGUGAUCGCCAGGACGUGGCGGAAAGAAGGCAUUGGUGGAUUUUACAAAGGAAUCGCUCCCAAUUUGCUAAGAGUAACUCCAGCCUGCUGUAUUACCUUUGUGGUCUAUGAAAAUGUCUCACAUUUCCUACUUGACCUUCGAGAAAAGAAAGUAAGCUAAAAGAAAAUAAUCAGCACCUCUGCCCAAGGCGGUAACAAGCUCAGACAAAUGCUGCACAGCGGCUCCUAACCAGAAUUGGCCUGUAAUGUAAACUCAAGAACUGCCAAGUCUUUGCAGCAUUUCUGCAGUCUGCCUUCUCCACCUGGAUAGGACUCGGCUACCUCUGCCCAUGACGGCUGCCGUCUAUACGAUGCUAAAACGGACAGCAAUUCCGUUUCCCUUUCAUCAUUCAAGCAGAAACUAAUUUGCAGCCUUUGUAAAUGCUGCUUUUUCUGAUCUCAUUGCCUGGAUUGGCUUUAAGAUUGAACUUUGUGCAGUAGCAAGCGAAUGGCUCCUCUGGAGAAUGUCAGGGUUCUCAGGGUAAAUAACCUUUGGGAUGAGAUCUCCCCAGAUCCGGAAUGUGGCACCAGUAAGAAGAGUGCACUGUAAUGUGUUUUAGUUCAGCCACCUUGAAAUGCACCGGCUGCAGGCCCCUGAGGAGUUAUAUGCUGCUCUGAGAAACAUCUGAUAUCUGUUGUCAUUCCAUUGCUAACUGCAGAGGCGCUUCCAUAGUUUAAAACAUAAUCCUGACUCGAGUCUUUUACUUUAUUUUUAUUUUUGCCAUAAGUACUUAGUAUUUCAGUUUAUAAAGUCUAAACAUCUAGGAUCCAGCUGUGUCAGCCUUUAUUUAGCAUACAUGGCUAUAAAUCACUUGUCAGAAAUGCUGAGUGGAUCAUUCGGCUUUUGCAGAUGCUGAAAUGUUUGAAAUGUGUUUGUUAACUGAAUGGAAAUGAGAAACUUCUUUAACUUUUGGAUUUAUGGACCCAGAUCUCAAAUAAAUGAUUAACUUACAUUGGUUGUUCAAAUUCAAGUUGAAAUACAAAUUACAUUAAUGGCCAUUAUUGAGUUUACUUAAAAAGAGGCACUAUAGAUGUUUAUAAACACAAGGGCCUACCCCAGAAGGAUGUCAGUAAGCCAAAUGUGGUGGUGCAGAUUUGUAAUCCCAGUACUCUGGGAGGCUGAGGCAGGAGGGUUGCUGCAGGAAAACUUAGACAUUGUCUCCAAAGAAAAGGACUGGGGAUGUAGGUCAGUAGGAAGGCCCAGAGUUCAGCCCCCUAAACCACAAAAAAGCAAAAAAGAGUGAUAGUGGUAUUUUAUUUAUCGUAAACAUCUGUGAGUGCUGCGUUGCACUCCUGUUGUAAAUAAAACAUUGGGGCUUUCAAAGCCAUAUUUAAAUGGCUUUUUGAAAACAGGUCUAUUUUUUAUAUACUGGAAAUGGAAUUGUUUUUAAAAUAGAGAUGAAAUGAUAAGUACCUAAUUGUAUUUAAUAUCUUGUAACAUGAACAGGAAUAUUUUGUAAGUUGUUAUUUUUUCUUAAUUCUGGAUUAUAUUUCAGUUCAUAUGCAGUGCCAGUAUUUGUCCUUAAAUAGAAAGACAAGCCACACUUCCCCGAAAAGAAGACCAAGCCGUCUAUCAAUUUUUGCUCUGAAAGAUACAGCAGGGCUUAUUUCCAGGGGAUGUCUUAUUUUUUCGUGUAAAAUAAUUACAUUUAUUCAUGUACAAAAAUCUACAUUCA
Heterocephalus glaber (naked mole-rat) is the source of this 2804-nucleotide messenger RNA. RefSeq names its product solute carrier family 25 member 32 (gene Slc25a32). The record is from RefSeq and is a predicted model, not a curated record. NCBI's taxonomy places the organism in Eukaryota, Metazoa, Chordata, Mammalia, Rodentia, Bathyergidae. Gene Ontology annotation, biological process: nucleotide transport; transmembrane transport.